Messenger RNA from Ilex paraguariensis (yerba mate), 693 nucleotides. The record is from the annotation of a GenBank genome assembly. Lineage: Eukaryota; Viridiplantae; Streptophyta; Magnoliopsida; Aquifoliales; Aquifoliaceae.
AUGGCUUUAUUUCAACUCACACUGCCCUGUUCAUCACCUCUCUCCUACCUCAAACUCGAAUCAAAACCAAACCAUUUCAUCACCAACCCUCCAAUUCUCACUCUAAAACCAAAACCACCCUCCAAUUCCCUCCACUCCUCCACACCCACCACCUCCAAAGCUUUCUCCAACCGGCUUUCUCAACCAAAAAAUUCUCUCGAUUCGAUUAGACCCUUUAUUCAAUCCGAAUGGCAACCAAUCCUCAAGGGCUGGCUUUGCAGCGCAAUCUCGGUGUACUCUCUCUCCAAAAUUGUCCCCAAAAUGGGAAAAUUCUCGGCGGUGAUGGGUGCAGUCGAGGUAGUGAGGCUUAGAGAGGAGGGUUUGGUUUUGGGGGUUUUUGCUUUUGGUUCGGUUGAUCGCGAAUUACCUUCAACAAGCUUUUCUAUGGGAGGCGUCGCUGAAUUCUGUAGGGAUUUGGAGUUUUUUGAGGGUAGAAAUGGUGUUUCAGCUGGCGAUAUUGCCUAUAGGAUUACUGCCGAGGCUGCAGAUGUCGCCGAUACUGUUAAUUCUCUAUUGAAUUCUAUUGUACCCAGUACUCUGCAGUUAGCAGCAAUGGCAACUCAAAUGCUGGUCAUUAGCCCUCUUCUUUCGUUAAUUUCUGCCUUGGUGAUCCCAUCGAUGGUUCUUGUCCUUGAUUUCUUGGUGAAAAGCUUC